Molecule: messenger RNA, 1529 nt
Organism: Myotis brandtii (Brandt's bat)
Lineage: Eukaryota; Metazoa; Chordata; Mammalia; Chiroptera; Vespertilionidae
Gene: SHF
Product: Src homology 2 domain containing F
Exons: 6
Coding region: 109-969 (286 amino acids)
Molecular function (GO): phosphotyrosine residue binding
Source: RefSeq, a predicted model, not a curated record
UUGGCAAUCCUAGAAGACUAUGCGGACCCGUUUGAUGUCCAGGAGACUGGUGACGGCCUAGUAGGAGCUUCAGGAGCCCCAGAGAAGGUCCCGGAAAACGAUGGCUACAUGGAGCCCUAUGAGGCCCAAAAGAUGAUGGCCGAGAUCCGGGGCUCCAAGGAGACGGCCACUCAGCCCCUGCCUCUGUAUGACACACCCUAUGAGCCAGAAGAGGAGGGAGCCACCCCUGAGGGCGAGGGGGCCCCUUGGCCCCGGGAGUCCCGCCUGCCUGAGGAUGAUGAGAGGCCGCCCGAGGAGUAUGACCAGCCCUGGGAGUGGAAGAAGGAGCGGAUUUCUAAAGCCUUUGCUGUUGACAUUAAGGUCAUCAAAGACCUACCUUGGCCUCCACCGGUGGGACAGCUGGACAGCAGCCCCUCCCUGCCCGACGGGGACAGGGACGUCUCCGGUCCAGCCUCACCCCUCCCCGAGCCCAGCCUGGAGGAUGGCAGCGCCCAGUUUGAAGGAUCUGAGAAGAGCUGCCUGUCACCCGGCCUGGAGGAGAAGGGGCGUCUACCUCCCCGACUCUCUGCAGGGAACCCCAAGUCAGCCAAGCCCCUAAGCAUGGAGCCCAGCAGUCCCCUGGGGGAGUGGACAGACCCAGCACUGCCUCUGGAAAACCAGGUCUGGUACCAUGGGGCCAUCAGUCGAACAGAUGCCGAGAACCUGCUCCGGCUGUGCAAAGAGGCCAGCUACCUGGUGCGCAACAGUGAGACCAGCAAGAAUGACUUCUCCCUGUCCCUCAAGAGCAGUCAGGGCUUCAUGCAUAUGAAGCUGUCUCGGACCAAGGAACACAAGUAUGUGCUGGGCCAGAACAGCCCGCCCUUCAGCAGCGUCCCCGAGAUCGUGCACCACUACGCCAGCCGCAAGCUGCCCAUUAAGGGGGCCGAGCACAUGUCCCUGCUCUACCCCGUGGCCAUCCGGACUCUGUAGGAGUGAGGCUUGGGCACUGCGGCAGAUCUGGACCCAGUCCUGUGCCCGUCCCCUGGCUGAGGGCUGUGGUCCUUCCCAGGGCCGUGCUCUCCCAAGCCUUUCUUCCCCUCUCCCUGGGAUGGAGUGGAAACUGGAGAUUCCUUAAUUUAUUCUAAAGAGUAAGGGCUAUGGGGCCUUGGAGGAAGCGGAGGUCUGGAGCUGAGGAGAGAAGAACCCCUGGGGAGAAAGGGCAGCCCCUGGAGGAAGGGGGCUUCCAAACCGCGAGUCUCCCGAAGAGUUUAAGAUCCGCAGCUGCAGGCCCCGCCUCUGGGGCAGAGGUGGCAACCUACUUCCCCUCCGCCCUCUACCCCCGGGUCAGUACGAGGCGGAGCAGAAUGCAGGCCCGCAGGGCACCCUGACCUCUUCCCCUCCACCCCCAAACGAUCGGCAGACCCCUGGGGUGGAGAUGGCAUUGGGGCGGGAGAGGCGGGAAAGGGAUCGGGACGGAGGGAAUUCGUGCGGUCCCCCGGCCGUUCCGGCUCCCGGCCAGAGGCAAUAAAUAAACCCAGUGCUGCCAGGCA